AUGGAGAAGUAUGGGCUAGCGCCUUUUAGAUUUCCAAAUAUGUGGACGUCGUAUGGGGAUUUAUUGAAAAGGGUUGAAUCAUCUUGGAGAGAACAUAUAGUGGCAGAUUUAGGGUUUAGUAAAUUGGCAGAGUUGGAGGAAAAGGUAGAAAAAUAUGAGAAUGUACUACAAAUAGAGUACUCAAAAUCACUUGAAGAAGAGUUCCUUGUUUUUAAGGCUGAAUUAGAGGUCUGGUAUAGAAGGGAAGAGACAAGGCCGAUGCAGCAAGCAAAGAAGAAAUGGCUAACUGAUGGUGACCAAAAUUCAAAGUUCUUCCAUGUGGUGAUUACGCAAAGAAGGCGUAACUCUUGUGUGAAUUCAAUGGUGCUUCCAGAUGGUUCGGUGCAGGGAAAUAUGCAGAUGGUUCAUGAUGAAGCUGUGAAUUAUUUUGAGCAAUUCUUGGGGCAAAAUAGUUAA
Malania oleifera is the source of this 456-nucleotide messenger RNA. RefSeq lists its product as uncharacterized. The transcript is spliced from 2 exons. The coding region runs from base 1 to 456 and encodes 151 amino acids. Lineage: Eukaryota; Viridiplantae; Streptophyta; Magnoliopsida; Santalales; Ximeniaceae. The record is from RefSeq and is a predicted model, not a curated record.